Messenger RNA from Solanum verrucosum, 819 nucleotides. RefSeq lists its product as uncharacterized. The record is from RefSeq and is a predicted model, not a curated record. The transcript has a single exon. The coding region runs from base 1 to 819 and encodes 272 amino acids. Gene Ontology annotation, molecular function: zinc ion binding. NCBI's taxonomy places the organism in Eukaryota, Viridiplantae, Streptophyta, Magnoliopsida, Solanales, Solanaceae.
AUGUGGUUGGCUGCUACAGAGCACCAGAAGAAAAAGUUUGUACAACGGAUGCAACAAAUUAAAAUAUUGUCUCCUGCAACAUAUGAAUGGUUAAAUAAAUUUCCUUUGGAAAAAUGGACAAUGUAUAAGGAUGGUGGUCGUAGAUCGGGUGCCAUGACGACAAAUGUGUCUGAGUCAUAUAAUGAUUUAUUGAAAAAAGCUCGGGGGCUUCCUGUGACUGCCAUGGUUCAAAUGACGUUCAAAACUCUUGUUGAUCGUUUUGUCGAAAGAAACAGCCUUGCAAUCACAAUUCUUCAAAGAAAUAUGUUGUGGCCUCUUGCAAUAGAUAAAAAAAUUAAUGAUUAUUAUCAAAAAGCUCAAGGGCACACAGAUAUGAUGACUUACAACACUGGUGAUGGAGUAUUUGAAAUUCUUGCUUUUGCUCAUGAUGGUAAAGGUGGAAAUGUCCACAAAGUUACUGCAAAAUGUAAGAAAUGUUCUUGUGGAAAAUGGAGAAAUUAUCAUAUGCCUUGCUCGCAUGCCAUUAAAUUUUGUAGACUUCGCGGAAUCGAGCCAAAGUCAUAUGUAAGUAAAUUCUACAAUACAAAAUAUUACAAACAAACAUACGCUGAGACAUUUAUCCUAGUGGGUGAUGAAAUGUAUUGGCCGCCAACUCAUUUUAAUUUAAUUGCAAAUACUGAAUAUUUGCGAACAUGUGGUAUGCAAGUAAGAAGCCGACUUAAGAAUGAUAUGGAUAUAGUUCCGGCUCGCAUGGCCAGAAAAUGCAGUGUUUGUAAGGAAACAGGUCACACAAAGGCACGAUGUCCUACUCGAUUUUAA